Molecule: messenger RNA, 944 nt
Organism: Telopea speciosissima
Lineage: Eukaryota; Viridiplantae; Streptophyta; Magnoliopsida; Proteales; Proteaceae
Exons: 1
Coding region: 3-611 (202 amino acids)
Source: RefSeq, a predicted model, not a curated record
AAAUGGUUGGCCCAUCACAUCUGAAACCUCUCCAAUUUCUUUACCAUUUCUCAGUGAAAACCCUCCAUAACCCAAAUCCAAAUUCCAUGAAGAUCAAAACCAUAGUUCAGUUUCACUUCCUCAGACAUUACUGCAGACUUGUGAAUGCACUAACUAAAGCCAAGUCCAAGCUCAUAGAAAUCCUCAAGGAGAACAGACCUGACUACUACAUUGACAGCAUCAACAAGAGCAUAAAGAACAAGAAGAAGAUCAAGAAGCAGAAGAAGCUGUUUGGUUCAAUUAGAGCACACUACAACUGGUGUUCUUCAUAUGUGAGACCCAUGCCUAUGUCUGCUGAGCCUUCUGUAGAUGGGUUCAGUGAUGUCCAUGCCUACUAUGAUUCUUCAUGGAACUCUGUUUUCCCUGAAUGUGAAGAUGGAAUGGAGUCUCAACUAUCAGGUUACCUCAAUUGGCUUGAAGAAAAGGUCCCAGACAGUUCAGCAGUUGAUAUAGAGAUCGAUGAGAUUGAUCGACUUGCUGCUCAGUUUAUCGCGACUUGCCAUGACAAAUUUAGGUUGGAGAAGCAAGAGUCUUACAGGAGAUACCAAGAAAUGAUGGCUAGAAGCAUGUGAGAGUCAUAAUACUCUGUUUCUUCUUGUGUCCAAUUGGUACAUGAUUUCAGAAAUUGGUUUGGUUGUAUUUUAUGGGUUGAGUUUUCUUUUCUUCUUUUCUUGUUUCCCUUGAUGGGUUUGGAAGAACUGUUAUUGUUCUGCAGAAAUUAUGCAGUUUCAGAGUUCAAUGGGUGAAGGAGCUUCUAUGGCCCUUCUUCUCCUUCUUCUUCCUUCUUCCUUCCUCUUCCUCUUCUUUGUUUCCUCUGCUUUUAAGCCAUUGUAACUGUAAACAUAUCAUGGUUGUUUACAAAUAAUUUUGGUGUAUGAUGGUUUCCUAUUUUGCCCCUCUAAUCA